Messenger RNA from Oncorhynchus mykiss (rainbow trout), 3942 nucleotides. It is a transcript of the gene stat2, whose product is annotated as signal transducer and activator of transcription 2. The record is from RefSeq and is a predicted model, not a curated record. Gene Ontology annotation, biological process: signal transduction; regulation of DNA-templated transcription. Gene Ontology annotation, molecular function: DNA binding; DNA-binding transcription factor activity. Lineage: Eukaryota; Metazoa; Chordata; Actinopteri; Salmoniformes; Salmonidae.
CCAAAUAAAACGGCUAUAAGAAACAAAAUGGUGCAUUGCGGGGUUGGUCAAAGAGAAAUUGGGAGGGGACAUUUAGCGAACAAAGUGCGUGAUCUUUUAAUGAAAUCGGGGGGAGGUGAACAGUUUGUUUCAAAUGUCUGCUCCCAUGAAUAGGAAGCGAAGUUUGUCCCUGUUUAUCGUUUUAUGAGCUACACAAUUACCAACAAAUAAUUUCUGUUAACGUACCAGCUGUCAAUCCUACAACAUUGCGAAUAGCGCGUCGUCGAUAAUCAGAAACAUUUACUGCAGUAACGUAACAGCCAGGCAUGGCACAGUGGGAGAAGCUGAGGCAGCUGGAGUCUGUGUACCUGACACAGGUGGAUGAGCUGUAUGAUGGGGAUGCCUUCCCCAUGGAUGUACGCCACUACCUGGCACACUGGAUAGAGGGUCAAGACUGGGAUCGUGCAGCACGGGACCAUGAUGUUGCCAUGUUGCUGUUCCAGGUGUUAUUAGAGAACCUGGAUAUCCAGCACAGCCGCUUCGUCCAGGGGGGAGAGUCCUUCUUGCUGCAGCACAACAUACGCCGUUUCAAACAAAGCUUCCAGAGGUACCAAGAGGAGCCUUAUAAUCUGGCCAACAUCAUCCAGUGGUUUCUGGCGAAAGAGAAGGAGAUCCUGCAGAACGCUGAGCUGGCUGAGCAGGUCCAGCUGCUGCAGGUCCAGCAGAACCCCAUGGAGACAGACAGCCAGCGGAACAUUGAGCGCAAGAUGACAGACCUUAAGAAUAAAGUUCAGUGCAUGGAACACACAGUGAAAUGUCUGGAGGAACAACAAGAUGAGUUUGAUUUUAAAUACCAGACUCAUAACAUGGAAGGCACCACCAACGAGGCAGAGAAGACGGAACAGAUGAAGGUGCUGCAGGCUCUACUCAACAGACUGGACGCCUCCAGGAAGAGCAUGUUGUCCGGUAUGGGUGUGCUGCUGGACGGUGUAGAGGAGCUGCUGUGUGUGCUUGUGAGGGAAGAGCUAGUGCAGUGGCAAAGGAGGCAGCAGAAGGCCUGCAUUGGAGCCCCAGACAGCACCUGCCUGGACCAGCUGGAGAAGUGGUUUACAACGGAGGCGGAGUGUCUGUUCCAGGUGCGUAAGUUCCUUAAGAAGCUGGAGGAGCUGAUGGGGAAGGUGACCUAUGAGCACGACCCUGUGAAGAAGCAGAAACCAGCGCUGCAGAAGAGGGUGGACAGCCUCCUCACCAGCCUGCUCAAAAGCGCCUUUGUGGUGGAGACUCAGCCCUCUAUGCCCCAAGGGAAAGGCCCCUUGGUCCUGCGUACCAAUGUCCAGUUCUCAGUCAAGACCAGAUUCCUCGUCAAAUUUCCUGAGCUGAACCAUGCCAUGAAAGUGAACGUGUCUAUGGACAGGGAGGCUCCUUUGGUCAAAGGGUACCGUCGGUUCAAUGUCCUGGGGACUAACAGUAAGGCCCUGAACAUGGCUGAGAGUAUGAGUGGAGGCAUGGUGGCAGACUUCAGACAUCUGACACUGAAGGAGCAGAAAUCUGGAGGAGGGGGCAAGGGGAUCCAUGACCUCUCUCUCAGCGUCACAGAGGAGCUGCACAUCAUCAACUUUAACACCGAGUUCCUUCUGCACGACAUGUCAGUCUCCUUAGAGACGUCCUCUCUCCCUGUGGUCAUCAUCUCCAACUCCAGCCAGCAGCAGAGUGCCUGGGCUUCCAUCCUCUGGUUCAAUAUGCUCUGCCUCGAGCCAAAGAACCUUCUGUUCUUUGCCAACUGUCCCGUGGCUACGUGGCCCCAACUAGGGGAGAUGUUGAGCUGGCAGUUCCUCUCUUCCACCACGCGGGGUCUGGACUCUAACCAGCUGGACAUGAUCGCACACAAACUCUUUGGAAAGCAGCAAAGUUACGAUGCCUGCAACAUCUCAUGGACUAAGUUUAGCAAGGAAAAUGUUCCUAACACCAACUUCACUUUUUGGGUGUGGUUCGAUGGUAUACUUUUUAUGGUGAAGAGUCACUUGGAGAACCUGUGGAAAGAUGGUUCUAUCAUGGGUUUUGUGAGUAAAGGCAAAGAGAAGACCCUCCUGAAGAAGAAACAGAGGGGUACAUUCCUCCUGCGCUUCAGUGAGAGCAUCAGAGAUGGAGGCAUCACCUUCUCCUGGGUGGACUACUCCCCAACCGGUGAGCCUGAUGUGCGCUCGGUGCAGCCCUUCACCAAAGUGGACCUUGGCCAGAUCCCCUUUCAUGAGAUCAUCAGAAACUUCCAGAUCCUGGAGGAGGAGAACGUCCCGGAAAACCCGCUCCUCUUCCUCUACCCUGACACGCCCAAAGUGGAGGCCUUCGGGAAGUACUACACAAAGAAGAGUGGAGCGGAUAGUGAAUACAUUAAGUACAUCAGAACUAAGUUGGUUUUCGUAUCUAAAGAGAACACACUGGAGGCUAAGUCACCUAUGUAUUCUGACACUGGCCCUGAGCCUUCGCCUUCCACAAUGAACCCAAGAUAUGGUCUGGGUGGAGAGGCCUUCGAUCCCGAUGAGGACCUGAAUCCCACCCUCCAGGAGUUCCUCAAUGACCCCAACAUGUAUCAUUGCGUUGACUUGCUUUCUGACGACACAACCUUCCUUGAGGGGGCUCUACCCGGACACCCCUUCACUGCCCUUCUGCAGCCCUGUGAAUGACCACACUCACACCAAUACAAUGUCUAACCAAACUAUAUGACUUGCUACUGUGGAAGCACUUACCCACAACUCAAAGACAACAGCCAUCCAUAUUUAACCAAACUCUGAGGAUGCACAUUAGACCAUAACUUGGUUACAUUGUUAAUUCUAUAGUCUACAAAUAUAGGCUACUUUCACCCUGCAUCUGUAACAUUAGAAAUGCUGCAUGGACCAUCUGUGCCCAUCAGGUAUAGCAUAAUACAAUUUUUCUAUGUGAAAAUAUGUGUGUAUAUAUUACAUUGAGAGAUCUAGCAAGAUUUUUUUUUUUGCACUGUUGUGAAAUGACUGAUUUCUGACAAGGAAAAAAUAUGUGAAUCCCAUUUUUAUAAUAUUUGCAAUGCCUUCACACAGCUGUAGCUUUAAAAAAAAGAAGCUCAUUUAGUGUUUUGAAAAGGUAAUGAAACUUUUGCACUUCUUCCUCUCUUCUCUGUUUUGUCUUUUAAUAAUAAUCUCAAUGUUUUUGUCCAAAUACCAUAUUUGACACUGGAUAAAAGGUCUGGUUGAGCAAAAACAACUAAAAACUGAGACAUUGCAUGUCUGCUUACUAGGUAGAAAAGCCCAAAAGCAUUGUAUUAUACAUUGAUGUGAGAAAACGUGACUUUAUAUUACAUGGUACAUUACUUGUGUCUGACAGAGUUAAGAAUUCUAUUAGGUGUGAAUGAUACAUUAUCAACCAGCAUCCAACCCCAGGAAGGUAUGGAGGGACACAUUUUAAGGCGCUACUCCAAAGAGCUGGAGAAGAUGAGUGACUGAGUGAGAUCCAAGUCUUGGGUCCAGUCGGUUUCAUUUUAGGCCAUUUCAGACUGUACCACAUGAAUCAUCAUUUUUAUGGUUUCUGAUUGCUUUUAGAGUGUAGCAUUUCUGGUGACCACUUACCUUAUUUAUGAUAGCGGGAUAAGUCAAUCUAUAUGCUGUGGGUGUACAGUGUUGUCGGGCACAGCAUGGGCUGCAGAAUGUGAUCAUUAAAGAGUGACUUGUUAUGUACCACUAUUUACAGGUCAGGGAAUUAUCUUGAAGUGAAAUAACCACAGAAAGCCUGUUAUUUUAUACAAGCCGCAGCAGGGAUAUUGCAAACUUUACUGUUCGUUCAGGAUUCACAACUCCGGAAUACAGCGAGGAAAGAUUAACAUGUAUUGGGAAUGGCAUCUAUCAUUUGUAUUUCUUGUUUUACAGAAUAGUCUGCAGAUAAUGACAUAUCUGUGAUGAUAAAUGGGUUAAAAUAAACUGACUAUACAACCUGGCU